AUGGAUGUCAUCACCUCUGAGGUCGUCUACACAACGGUCACAAGCUGCCCAGUAGCGAGCACAACUCACACCGAGGGAGGAAGCACUUCGAUUGAGGUUGUUACCAGCGUCUCUACCUUCCUCACAACGGAUACUGUGACUAUCUGCACGAGAUGCACUGCUACGACCCCCUCGUUCACACCUGCAUCUAGCACCCCCGCUGCUGCUACCACCACUGCUACUGGCUCGGCUGUCAACACGCCUUCUAACUCGGGCUCCAGCGCCGCUGCUAGCACCCAGUCUUCCGCCGUCAGCUCGCCUGCUCCUACGACUAUGCUUAGCAGCUUCUCUCCAUUGCUUCCAACGUUCAAGAGCAUCAGUGACUCCGUCAAGAAGAUGAUCAAUGUAGAAAUCCAAGUCAUUGUCAAGACUGCCGCUGCAGCCGCUAUCUCCCAAACAUAA
Letharia lupina is the source of this 441-nucleotide messenger RNA. RefSeq lists its product as uncharacterized. The transcript is spliced from 2 exons. Bases 1 to 441 code for a protein of 146 amino acids. The record is from RefSeq and is a predicted model, not a curated record. NCBI's taxonomy places the organism in Eukaryota, Fungi, Ascomycota, Lecanoromycetes, Lecanorales, Parmeliaceae.